CAAAGAAAGCAAAAGCAAAACACAAAAAAUUCAGUAAACCCAUUUAUGUCAUCCGCCAAUUUGGCAGGAGCAAACCAACAGUGAUACUUCUCGUGAUUUUUUCAUCCGUUUUCUCCAUUUAAUUCUCAUUUCUACUGUUACACGUACCCCUCUCUCUCUCCCUCCCUCAUAAACCCUAGCUUUUUUUUUUCUUCUCCCCCCAAUUCACUGUUUCAGGUUACACGGUAGAUGAACAUGAACCUGUAACUAUUUGGUACUUUAAUUAGAGUUUAAGUUGAUUUAUGAAGUCAUCUGGAGUUAUGUGCUGGAAUUUGGUUUGUUAGGCUAGACGGUAUGGGAGUCGUCCCCUUCCCGUCGUCCUCCGGCGCCGCACCACCUCCCCACCCCCUCAGGCCCGUCACCGUCUUCAACGGCCUCCUGCAGCCGUGGCACAAGGAUGACCAAUGAUAUAUCUGAUACCGAUAAAUGUUAAUAACGUUCACUCAAAAGGCCUAUUAAAACACGGAUAUCAACAUGGGGGCUUUUUAUAACACUGGUGAAAUCGUUGAACUAGAAGAAAGUUCGGAUUUUCAAUCGAAUAAAUCUCAAAAAAGAUUCUACGUGGAGGAUGACAUUAAUAGUCUUUUUGAGUCGGUUAGGAUAUCAGCCAAGACGAUGGGUUUACCACAAGCUCUUAAAGACAAACAAAAGAAAUCCAUGAAGCGGCCCAUGAGAGUUAGCCCGUAUCAGUCACCACAGAUCGGAAUUUCGGAGCCUGUUAAUUUAAAGCAGGCGUUAAGAGGAUUAACCAUCUCUCAAGCAUCAGAAAUGGCAGCCAUGAAGAGGUUAUCAAAAGGUUUUCAAGGUGGACCGGUCAAACGGUCACAGAUAGCUGCAGGAGUUGAGGUUAAUGAUAAAGUAAAUUAUCAUAAUACGGUGGAAGUAUCCGUUGUUCCGGAAAGAUCAUCGACAACUUCAGCGACGGAAUCGGUGCAGAGCAGAAACUUAAAGCUGAAACUUUCUUCUUUAUCCACUCGCAUUAGAAGAAAACUCCCUGCGGUUGAUGAAAUUAAACCUGAGUUGGUUGAAGUUAAAAAGAAACCUGAUAAUAAACCCGACGGAAAAUUAAAAACACGAGAAAAAGGCGAGAUCUCACAGAGUUCGAAGAGCAGCGUUGGUGAAUGCAGUAGUAGUACAAGUUUUAGUUGCGACAGCAACGUAAGUAGUGUUAGUAGGCCCCACAUGUCGAAAGAUUUGAGAUGGGAAGCUGUUAAUAAGGCUAAGAAGCAAUACGGAAGCCUAAAUAUAAGAAACUUUAAGUUAAUCAAGAAAAUCGGCGGUGGAGAUAUCGGAACCGUUUAUCUUGCUGAACUUAUCGACUCGAAUUGCUUUUUUGCUUUGAAAGUUCUGGAUAAUGAGUUAUUGGGCCUCAAGAAAAAAGCUACACGGGCUCAAACCGAAAGAGAGAUUUUGCAAUUGCUUGAUCACCCGUUUCUUCCUACUUUAUUUUCGCAUUUUACGACAGAUAAAUACUCGUGUUUGGUUAUUGAGUAUUGUCCCGGUGGCGAUUUACACGUGCUCCGACAAAAACAGCCGAACAAAUGUUUCUCUGAACAAGCAGCCAGGUUUUAUGUUGCUGAAAUCCUUCUUGCUUUAGAAUACUUGCAUAUGCUUGGUGUCGUAUAUCGUGACUUGAAACCAGAAAACAUAUUGGUACGAGAAGACGGUCAUAUAAUGUUAACGGACUUUGAUUUGUCACUUAGAUGUGAUCCAAACCCAAUGCUGGUCAAACCACUGUCACCAUCCGUUGACCGGCCUAAAGACACAGGGUCAAGCUGCAUUGACCCGUUUUGUCUCCAGCCGUCAUGGCAAGUCCCGUGUUUCACUCCAAAGUUGCUCAAACCAAAGGUGAAAUCGGAUGUCGUUGUUCGUGCCAGCCCUCUGCCACAGCUGGUAGUGGAGCCCAGUGGGGCCCGAUCCAACUCGUUUGUUGGGACCCACGAGUACUUAGCUCCCGAGAUUAUAAAAGGUGACGGACAUGGGAGUUCGGUGGACUGGUGGACGUUUGGGAUAUUAUUAUACGAGCUUUUAUACGGUAGGACGCCCUUUAAAGGUAUGGGGGACGAUGAUACGUUAGCAAAUGUGGUAUCUCAAGGUCUCGAGUUUCCAAACUGUCCGAUUGUUAGUUUUCAUGCAAGAGAUUUAAUUAAAAGUUUGUUACAAAAACAGCCGGAAAGUAGGUUGGGUUCGUCGAAAGGGGCUGCAGAGAUUAAACAGCACGCGUUCUUCGAGGGGUUGAAUUGGGCUUUGAUACGGUGUGCAGUACCGCCUGAGAUGCCUAAACCAUGUGAUGUGCGGAGUGCAGGUCGAAGUGAGAAUUUGGUGUUUGACUUGUUUUAGCAAAGGGGGGAAAUGUUUUUUUUUACAGGUGGAAUUUGAGUAAUGUUGUAACACAUGAAUAAAUAUAGUACAUUAGAUGUAUAGUGUACAUGAUGUCAUGAUGGACGUAAUACAAGAAGUUGGGCAGCCAUAUAUAUAUAUUGUAGUUAUGUACUAUUAACGGCUUAGGUUUUGAUC
Helianthus annuus (common sunflower) is the source of this 2556-nucleotide messenger RNA. RefSeq names its product serine/threonine-protein kinase KIPK2. Gene Ontology annotation, molecular function: protein serine/threonine kinase activity; ATP binding. Gene Ontology annotation, cellular component: cytoplasm; plasma membrane; nucleus. Bases 514 to 2379 code for a protein of 621 amino acids. Gene Ontology annotation, biological process: protein phosphorylation. NCBI's taxonomy places the organism in Eukaryota, Viridiplantae, Streptophyta, Magnoliopsida, Asterales, Asteraceae. The transcript is spliced from 5 exons. The record is from RefSeq and is a predicted model, not a curated record.